This is a messenger RNA of Juglans regia (Persian walnut), 1204 nucleotides long. Its product is annotated as haloacid dehalogenase-like hydrolase domain-containing protein 3. Lineage: Eukaryota; Viridiplantae; Streptophyta; Magnoliopsida; Fagales; Juglandaceae. The transcript has 4 exons. Bases 299 to 1060 code for a protein of 253 amino acids. The record is from RefSeq and is a predicted model, not a curated record.
ACUGCCGUUUCCAUACGUGGUAAUCAAGGAAAUCAAUUUUAUGCUUCGUCUUGAUGGAGAAACGUUUUCGGCCCCUCUCUUCUCUCUGAAACUCUCUCUCUCAUUUAAAAAUAAACCUUUAACUUUCGGGUCUGAGCGUGCAGGCAGCUGAAGCUAACCUCCGAGACGUGCCAUUUCUCCGAAGUAACUCAACUUCUCGUACAUCGCAGCUUCUGGCCUUUGAACUGUUUGCAACAAGUGCUACUCCGAAAACCCAUUAAACUUCAAUCCAGGAAUCUGCUUUGUGGCUGCUGCUAUAAUGUCAAUAUUGCCAAAAUUACGGUGUAUCACCGUGGAUGUUACUGGUACUUUGAUAGCUUACAAAGGAGAACUUGGUGACUACUAUUGCAUGGCAGCCAAAUCUGUUGGGCUGCCAUGCCCUGACUACAAACGUGUGCAUGAGGGCUUCAAACUUGCCUAUAAAGACAUGGCCAAAAAGCAUCCUUGUUUUGGGUAUGCCACAAAAAUGCCCAACAUAGUGUGGUGGAAGACGUGUGUGAGAGACUCCUUUGUCAGGGCUGGAUAUGACUAUGACGAGGAUACAUUUGAGAAGGUGUUCAGACGCAUAUAUGCAUCUUUUGGUUCAUCUGCUCCUUAUACUCUCUUUCCAGACUCCCAACCAUUUCUAAGAUGGGUGCGUGAGCAGGGGAUUAAAGUUGGGAUUGUUAGUAAUGCAGAUUAUCGGUAUCGAGAUGUAAUUCUUCCAGCCAUGAAUAUCAACCAGGGAUCUGAAUGGGACUUUGGAGUGUUUUCUGGUCUCGAAGGUGUAGAGAAACCUGACCCAAGGAUUUACGAAAUUGUGCUCAAGAGAGCUGGAGAUAUUGCACCGGAAGAAGUUCUGCAUAUUGGGGACAGCAUGCGCAAAGACUAUGUGUCAGCAAAGACUCUGGGGAUGCAUGCAUUACUGUUGGAUAGAUUCAAGACGCCUGAUGCUGAGGAAUGGAGAAAAUCUGGUGCCAUUGUGCUUCCUGAAUUAAUGGCAACAAAAGAUUGGCUUACUUCACGAAAGUCAACCUGCUGAGUGGCUUUCUUCUCUCUCCUUCAUGAGUUACGUGGAUGAUUCUUCCCCAUUCAUGUCGUUAAGACUUCAAUGACUUGUAUUAAUCAGCUGGUGUGUCCACAAAAUUUUGGUUUAUGCAGCUUGUUUCACAACAUAUGAUCCGUU